CGUCCCACAACUCGAUCCAAUUAAGAAAUGGCCGGCAAGAAGAAGGCCGAAACGAAGUCCAAGGACAAUAAGGACGCUGGGGGGAAAGGCGGGAAGGGCAAAAGCCAGGGGAUUUCCGAGCAGAAGAGUGCCAACCCCAAGGUGCGUGGUGCACAGUCCAUCGUAGUUCGACAUAUCUUGUGCGAGAAGCAUAGCAAAAAGGAAGAAGCGCUGGCUAAGCUGAGAGCCGGUGUCGAUUUCAAAACCGUUGUCGCCGAGUUCUCGACAGAGAAGAUAAGGACAGGCAAGACAAAGAUUGCUUUAUUAAUUGCAGGUGGCGCCUUGGGUUUGAAGAGCAAGGGAACGUUGGAACCCGAGUUUGAGAAGGUGGCAUUCGAACUGCCUGCGUUCAAUGGAUACACCACGGCAAAUUACCCAUAUGGUGAGGCCAAGACCCAGCAUGGAUAUCACAUCAUCGCGGUUGAUGCGAGAAAGUGA
Molecule: messenger RNA, 477 nt
Organism: Pseudomassariella vexata
Lineage: Eukaryota; Fungi; Ascomycota; Sordariomycetes; Amphisphaeriales; Pseudomassariaceae
Exons: 3
Coding region: 28-477 (149 amino acids)
Biological process (GO): rRNA processing
Molecular function (GO): peptidyl-prolyl cis-trans isomerase activity; DNA binding
Source: RefSeq, a predicted model, not a curated record